AUGUCAACCCAAGCAGCCCUCGGCUCCGCCGCCAUAGAGAAGAAAGAUUAUCCCGCGGCCAUAACUCAUCUAACCAAAGCUCUCGCCGAAAGCUCUACUUCCCCAAACUACCUUAUCUUUCGCUCUACAGCAUACCAGCGCGCCAAGAAUCACGAUGCAGCCCUCGCAGAUGCUGAUGCUGCCGUUCACGCAGCUGUUGCUCGUUCUCGUCGCGAACUCAUCGCUACUGCGCACUUUCGUCGUGCAGUCGCUCUUCAUGGAUUGGGCAGAUUUGGAGAUGCGAGAAUGUGUUUAAAUUGGUGCAGACAGAAGAAUGAGAAAGAGAAGGCUUUGACCAUUUGGCAGGCAAAGGUUAAGGCAGAUUAUGAUGCUGCGGGUGGUGAUGAAGCGGAGUGUAAUCAGUGUACGGUAAAGGAAAUUCCAGGAAAACCAACUAUCAAGGUCGAGAAGGGCAAAGCACCAGAAAUCUCGACUGCCCCUACAUCUACUCCAGUAUCUGCUCCAGUAGCAACUCCAAAGGAGAAGAUCAGGCAAGAAUGGUUUCAAUCGAGCUCAAAGGUUACAAUUACUAUUUUCGCCAAGGGUGUUGCGAAGGACACUGCACAAAUUAUCAUUGAAGAGGGACAGGUCGAAGUUUCAUUUCCCAUCGGACAAACUGGCACUACGUACGAUUUUACAGCCUCACCACUUUUCGCACAAAUCGAUCCUACUCAAAGCAAGUUUAACAUCACACCCAAUAAAGUCGAGAUCGAUUUACACAAGUCGAAGGAAGGACUCAAGUGGUCUACAUUGGAAGGAACCGAUCCUAUCGCCAGCAAAUCUGCCGAGGAACAGAAGUCGGAAAUACCAUCUGCCAUAUUGAACCCCAAAACCGAUACAGUCCCAUCCUACCCAACAUCAUCUCGCAAUGGUCCCAAGAACUGGGAUGCACUCGCAUCUUCCGCUCUCAACUCCGAAAAGAAAGAUGGAGACAAGUCAACAAACGGAGGUGACGACGAGGAAGAUGGCGAUCCGAUGAAUGCUUUCUUCAAGAAACUUUACAAGGAUGCCGAUCCGGAUACUAAGAGAGCAAUGAUGAAGAGUUUCCAGGAGAGUAAUGGUACCGCUUUGAGUACCAACUGGUCCGAUGUUAGUAAGGGUCCGGUCGAGACAAGUCCACCGGAGGGAGUCGAAGCCAAGAAAUGGUAG
Molecule: messenger RNA, 1188 nt
Organism: Sclerotinia borealis F-4128
Lineage: Eukaryota; Fungi; Ascomycota; Leotiomycetes; Helotiales; Sclerotiniaceae
Source: the annotation of a GenBank genome assembly